Molecule: messenger RNA, 1578 nt
Organism: Ficedula albicollis (Collared flycatcher)
Lineage: Eukaryota; Metazoa; Chordata; Aves; Passeriformes; Muscicapidae
Gene: HTR6
Product: 5-hydroxytryptamine receptor 6
Exons: 3
Coding region: 304-1578 (424 amino acids)
Biological process (GO): chemical synaptic transmission; G protein-coupled receptor signaling pathway, coupled to cyclic nucleotide second messenger
Cellular component (GO): dendrite; membrane
Molecular function (GO): G protein-coupled serotonin receptor activity; neurotransmitter receptor activity
Source: RefSeq, a predicted model, not a curated record
CUGCCAUCCCUGGCAUCCUGAGAGCCCUGCCAUCCAGCUCGUCCCCAGCAGCCAGAAGCAGCAUCCAGGGACAUCCCAGAGCAGGGGGAUUUCCAGGCACGAGGAACUGCUGUGAGUAAUGGGGAGGGAACCUUGGUCCUGCUGAUCGGCUCCAGGGAAUGUCACUGUGCUGUGAGCGCCGGUGAAGAGAGAGAGUGGGGGAAGAGAGGGAGGACAGACACAGAGCAGGCAGAGAUGAUCCUCCUCACUUAGCACAGGCCACGUCAGAGAAGGUCCCCAGCCCCAGCCCUGCCCCGGCUCCUCAUGGAGGGGCACCGGGGGGCCCCCAACGCCAGCGUGCUGGGGGAGCACUCCCUGCUCGUGGGCAGCAGCUGGGUGGCCGCCUUCCUCUGCUUUAUCAUCCUGCUGACCACGGCGGGCAACUUCCUCCUCAUCCUCCUCAUCAUCACGCAGCGCUCCCUCCGCAACACCUCCAACUAUUUCCUGGUGUCGCUGUUCAUGUCGGACCUGAUGGUGGGGCUGGUGGUGAUGCCCCCGGCCAUGCUGAACCAGCUCUACGGCCGCUGGGUGCUGCGGGGGGACUUCUGCUCCCUCUGGGCCUCCUUCGACGUCAUGUGCUGCAGCGCCUCCAUCCUCAACCUGUGCGUCAUCAGCCUGGACCGCUACCUGCUGAUCACGUCCCCGCUGCGCUACAAGCUGCGCAUGACGUCCUGCAGGGCGCUGGGCCUCGUCCUGGCCACCUGGAGCCUGGCUGCGCUGGCCUCCUUCCUGCCCAUCAGGAUGGGCUGGCACCAGCUGGAGCUGGAGCUGCGGCCCCUGAACGUCACGGGGCAGGGGGACGAGGAGCAGUGCCGGCUGCUGGUCAGCCUGCCCUACGCCCUGGUGGCCUCCUGCCUCACCUUCUUCCUGCCCUCCGCCGCCAUCUCCUUCACCUACUGCCGCAUCCUGCUGGCGGCCCGCAGGCAGGCCGUGCAGGUGGCUUCCCUGGCCUCCAACGUGGCCGCCGCCGAGGAGGCCACUGCACAGGUGCCACGUGCCCCGAGCCAGCCCCUGGGCAGCAGUGAGAGCAGGAGGUUCACCAACAAGCACAGCAAGAAGGCUCUGAAGGCCAGCCUGACCCUGGGCAUCCUCCUGGGCAUGUUCUUCGUGGCCUGGCUGCCCUUCUUCGUCACCAAUGUGGCUCAGGCGGUUUGUGGCUGCGUCCCGGCCGGAUUCUUCGACGUGCUCACCUGGCUGGGCUACUGCAACAGCACCAUGAACCCCAUCAUCUACCCCCUGUUCAUGAGGGACUUCAAGAGAGCCAUGGGCAGGUUCCUGCCCUGCUGCCGGCGCCCGGCGGAGCCGCGGCCCAGCGCCGUCUCCCUGUCCAUGAGGAACUCGCCCAGCGGGCCCCGCGCCGCCGCCUCCCUCAGGAACGUGCUCAGCCUGCAGGCUGACACCGGCUCCGGGGGCUCCGGGGCAGCAGGGAGCCAGCCCAGGCUGCUGCCAGCCCCGCCGGGCCCUGCUGCUCGCCCCGCCAGCCUCUGGGACACCGAGCCCCCCGACACCGAGCGGCAGCUCGGCACCCCCGUGGCCUGA